Messenger RNA from Candidula unifasciata, 161 nucleotides. The record is from the annotation of a GenBank genome assembly. Lineage: Eukaryota; Metazoa; Mollusca; Gastropoda; Stylommatophora; Geomitridae.
AUGGGCUGUGCAUAUUCAGGACAUAGAAGAAGAAACAGUGGGGGUGUUCGCUCAUUUCGAGUGCACAAUGUGGAUGACCAGGGAAUGGAGCUUAACCGGGGCAACAUAGAAAUAAGAGAGAAUGAUCUGGUCCUGUUUCAAAAGGGAAAGGAACCAAUAAG